UUGCAUGCUUUAAAUAUGUGUCAUAAAUAAAUAAAUAUUAAUAAAUAAGUUAAUGAUGCAGAGUUAUAAAAUAUUAUUGGAAAAUGUGUAAUUGUAAAAUCUCCUGAGCAAAAUGUAAAUGUAUUGAGUUAAUUGUGUUGCAAAGCGGAACGAUUGUUGUGAUGUUGCGACCCCACGGACAGUAAAUAAGGCAGAACAAGCAAGAGGGGAGGGUGCUUGAGCACGUUGUCUUCAGCUCCUCAAAAGAUUUAAGUGUAUUCGAUUAUUUGUACAAAACUUCAAGCAAGUGAUUAUUAGAACCUCUUUUCGUUACAAGCAGCCAACGAGUUCUCACGGCGUGUCGGCGUGUUGGCGUGUUGGCGUAUUGGCGUGGAUGGUGUGUACAGCAAGAAGGAGGAGUCAAUAAACGCCCGUUUUACAAAAAAGAACUUUCCUGUGUUGCCGUGUACCGAAAGGAGCUACAGUGAGAACUCGACUGCCUUCGCGGGUAGGAGAGACACGGGAUCAUACGCGCAUGCGAGCAACGGAGAUAACCUGCCUGUCAAUCAAGUCGAGUUUCAGGGCGUGUCCAAAGAGCCCCGCCAAAGCCGAGUGGUGGGAGAAGAGGCGUGCUUCUGGAAUUCACAAGGACUCAGGUUUAUCACUUUGCAAACGGUGCUUUGUAUGAAUGAAAAUUAUUAUGUUCACUUGCUGACAUUGUUGUACUGAAUGUGUUUAACUGGAAAUUAUUAGUCAAACCGUAAGGCAAAAUAGGAAGGCUUUAGGUUUCAACAGGAAGAGUGUGUAGUUUCAGUUUAUUCCACCAGGUGUCUCAGGCAUUUUAUGAGUUAAACCAAGAUUUGCAUGUGUCUGUUACUUAAGACAGCUAUAAGACAGGCAUUUUUUGAGUUUGACCAAGAUUGGUGAAUUUCCUGUUAAUUAAGCAAAGUGCAUUUUAAAUUAAUUAAAUAGGCCUACUAGUGAUUAAAAAAAAAAAAAUUAAGAAAGGGCUGAAUGUUAAUAAUUAAAAAUAGGCCCAAGUAACUUCUUCUUUAUUAAUAACUGUUUGCACAAGCUUGUAGGAAGCAUUUACAACAUUAACAAGAAAGUAAACAUUAUUCACGUUUAAAAAGUAGUCUACAUACUUAAAGAACUGUAGGUAUUUCAAAUUAUUAGCCUACUACCAAGUUAAAUUAAGCCUUCGUUGUGUAAAAACAUUGUCAAUUGACAAUCCUCAUAUUAUUUCAAUAUGUCUGACACAAACUCAAAGAUUACAGAACAGCACACAAACUCAUUAGCUCAGCCUGAGGUUAAUGCCCAAGCUGCAGAAGGAGAAGACACUGUGCGAAGAAGCGGAAGAACUCGAACCUUGACGGAAAAAGGUAAAGGACUUCAAGAAGAAAAAUUGAAAGGCGUACAUCGCAGAUACAAACUUGCAUAUGAGAAAUGGAAGUAUAAUGCAAAGGUAGCCAAAGAGUUGAUGAGUGAUGAAAUCUCAGAGGAAGAAUUAAACAAGUCGAUGGAUCAUCUACAAGCCACAUGUGCAGAUGUGAAGGCAGUAUAUGAGGAAUUCUGUCAAAUGCAAGCUCCUGAUGCAGAUGUGCGACGUAAAGUGGAUGCAUGUGUAUCGAUGUCUGAAUUCAUGAUUAAAAGAGCACAACAACUCAUUGAAGGUGAUGCUGCAGUGAAUGAAGAACAGUGGCCAGAUAUCGGCUCCAUUCUAAAUUCAUCAAUUCCAUCAUUAAAGUCUCUAUACCUUCGUUCGGAACACAACACUCACUUAAGUAAUCUUUCAGUCAAGAGAGAUGAUGCUGUGGCCGAAGCAGCUGCGGCCAAAGAGGUUUUGUCAGUGCUAAAAGAGCAAGACAAGGAAGUCACUGAACUUCAAAGACUGGAGGCUGAAGAGAAGCUACGUGCUGCACAAUUUGAGGCUGAAUCUCUAGCCAGACAACAGGCAAUGCAGAAUCAGCUCCGAAAGCUUGAGCGCUUAGAGGAAGUCAAGAAGCUGAAUGCAGCUAAGGCCCGAGUCAAGGUGUAUGACGAACUAAGUGACAAGUCCGAAGUCAUUAGUUUACUACAUAACAUCAAACAACCUGAUAAGGCACAAACCCUCAAUGCAUCAAGUCCUCCAUUCAUUCCUCAACAAGCUCAAGAGCCAAGUCAGCCCAACGUUCAAUCAGUCCCACAAGUUCCACCAAAUUUGCAGGUGCAAAGUCCUGAUUUAGCAACUGCUCUCGCUGAAGCCAUGAGUGCCAAUCGUCUCCCAACACCUGAACCUACAGUAUUCACGGGAGAUCCUAUAAAAUACAACGACUGGAAAUUGUCAUUUCAGAUACUGAUUGAUAGAAAAGGUAUUCCAAAAAAUGAAAAACUCUACUACUUGAGAAAGUAUCUAAGUGGUGCUGCAAGGAAGGCUGUUGAAGGACUCUUCCUGAUCGGCACAGAGGGAGCAUAUGACACUGCAUGGAAGCUGCUAGAGAAGCGCUUUGGAGACCCUUACGUAAUUGGGAAGUCCUUCAGAGAUAAGCUGCAUGCGUGGCCAAGAGUAAGCUCCAAAGAUGGAUGUGAACUGAGAGAACUUGCAGAUUUUCUCCAAAGCUGUGAGGCUGCAAUACCUCAUAUCAAGACAUUAGAGAUUCUCAAUGACUGCACUGAAAGUCAGAAGAUCUUGACAAAGCUCCCAGACUGGCUUGUGUCCAGAUGGAACCGUAAAGCUAUGAAAACCAGACAAGCAAAAGCUGAAUAUCCUUCUUUCAAAGAGUUUGUGAACUUCUUAUCAAAUGAAGCUGAUCUGGCAUGUGACCCCAUAUCCUCUGUACAAGCACUCAAGAGUAUACAGAAUGAGAAACCAAGACAGACAAGAACUGAAACCAUAAAGGCAAAAACGUUGUCAACAAAUACAACACAGAACACUGUCUCUUGUGUCUUCUGCAAGAAGUUUGGACACCAGCUGGAGAAGUGUAGAAAGUUUGCUGAAAUGACAAUCCUGGAUCGCAUCAAGUUUGUACAAGAAGAAAAACUUUGCUUUGGUUGUCUAAAGACUGGUCACCACUCUAGAAACUGUGAGGACAAAAGUAAGUGUGAUACCUGUCGAAGAAGACAUCCAACAUGCUUGCAUGAUGACAACUUUCAGAAAGGUUCUUCAUCAAAGAAAGUGGAGAGUGAUUCAAAUAAAGCACGAGGAACGGAGCAAAUCCCUGCAACUGCAACAGCAACUACCAAUAGAGUUGCCCAAGGCAAUCAAGGCUCACAUACAUCCUCAAUAGUACCAGUCUGGGUCUCUUCCUCAAAACAGCCUGAGAAUGAGAUCUUAACAUAUGCGUUGCUGGAUACGCAGAGUGACACAACAUUCAUCCUGGACCAAGUUGCUCAAGAGCUCAACACAAAGAAGGAGAAUGUCUGUCUACGGCUUUCCACAAUGUCAUCAGUCUCUACAGUCAUACCCUGUCAAAAAUUGUCUAACCUCCAAGUGAGAGGAUAUGACUUAGAAAAAAUGAUCUCAUUACCACCUCUCUUCUCACGUGAGUUCAUUCCUGCUGAGAGGUCUCACAUUCCCACUACAGAGACAGCCCAAAAAUGGCCUCAUCUUGAACCAUUGGUCCACAAGAUUCCUCCACAAUUGGAGUGCCAAGUCGGCCUACUAAUAGGCUAUAACUGCCAUCAAGCUCUUCUUCCCAGAGAAAUUCUAUGCGGAGAAGAAGGCCAUCCAUAUGGUCAGCGAACCGACCUUGGAUGGAGCAUUGUUGGCUGUACCAAGCUAACAACUGAGUUUGAAGACGCAAUUGGUGUGAGCCAUAGGGUCAUUGUACGACAAGUGACUCCUGCCGCACAACCUCUAAGUCGACUUAAAAAUGAAGUGCACUUUGUCUGCAGAAAUCAGGUCAAAGAGCUACGUCCUUCAGAAAUCAUUAAGAUGCUCGAAAUGGAUUUCACAGACCACUCAACAGACAACAAUCCAGUCUCUCAAGAAGAUCUUCUCUUCAUGUCACGAGUAAAAGAGGGGAUAAGACAGAAAAAAGAUGGACACUAUGAGCUACCACUACAGUUCAAGAAAGACAACCCAGCAGACCUUGCGUCUAAAGAAGCCAGUGCAGCCCAAUUGAAGGACUCAUGUUGGUUAAAGGGACCAGACUUCCUUAGGCAACCAAAUCUGUCAGUCAAACAAGUAAUAGUAAAAGUGGAUGACACUGACCCAGAACUGCGGAAAGCUCAUGUUCAUACCGUCAAAGCCGAAAACACAAACCCAUUGAUCAGCCGUCAUAGCAAGUUCUCAGCUUGGUCCAGAGCUGUGAAAGCUGUCGCCAGACUGAAGAAAUGCGUCAGGAGACGUAGUGGAGGUCAAGUAUGGACAGACCAAACUACAAAUCUUAAAGAAAGACGUAAAGCAGAGUUCUUCAUCAUCAAGCUCACACAAGAGGAAGCCUUUGCUGAUGACAUAAAGAAAAUCAAAUGCAAUGGAGCUGAAAAACUCGGCAAACGCAACAAGCUCUACCAGCUCAACGCUUACCUUGAUGCAAACAAUAUACUCAGGGUGGGAGGACGGUUGUCGCAGUCAGCCCUUCAUCAUGACGUGAAGCACCCUGCAAUAUUGCCAAGGAAAUCACACGUGUCAGACCUGAUUGUGAAAUAUCACCAUGAGCGUGUAGACCACCAAGGAAGAGGGAUGACAAUGAAUGAGAUACGCGCAAAUGGAAUAUGGAUUCUUGGAUGCGGAAGUAUUGUCUCCUCACACAUUUAUAAGUGCGUCCAAUGCAGAAGGUACAGGAGAACCACAGAAGUCCAACUGAACAGCCCAUCAAGGAACUCACAAAUGAACGACAUUGUGAUUUUAAAGGACGAGUGUACCCCAAGAAAUGAAUGGAAGCUCGCAACAGUAGUCGAAGCUCAGCCUGGAAGAGAUGGCAUGGUGCGCAAGCUGAAACUAGUGCUUAGUGAGACUUCUGUUGACAAGGGCAAACCUCAUACGCGACUGAUUAAUCUAGAAAGACCUAUUCAUAAAAUAGUCACAUUAGUAGAAGCCAAUUAAGACGCACACACAUACAGAUGAUUGAAACUGGUUUUGAUAAAAAUGGAAAAUCCCACAUUUCAGGUCAAUGAGUGAUUUGGUGGGAGUGUAGCUGUUGCUGAGAGUUUGCAUGCUUUAAAUAUGUGUCAUAAAUAAAUAAAUAUUAAUAAAUAAGUUAAUGAUGCAGAGUUAUAAAAUAUUAUUGGAAAAUGUGUAAUUGUAAAAUCUCCUGAGCAAAAUGUAAAUGUAUUGAGUUAAUUGUGUUGCAAAGCGGAACGAUUGUUGUGAUGUUGCGACCCCACGGACAGUAAAUAAGGCAGAACAAGCAAGAGGGGAGGGUGCUUGAGCACGUUGUCUUCAGCUCCUCAAAAGAUUUAAGUGUAUUCGAUUAUUUGUACAAAACUUCAAGCAAGUGAUUAUUAGAACCUCUUUUCGUUACAAGCAGCCAACGAGGUAUUGUAUUUUUGUAAUUUAAUUUCUUUCUGAAUGUUUAUUGAUGUGAAAUCAAAGUCUGAUGUAUUGUACUGUAUUUUGUAAGUUCUCACGGCGUGUCGGCGUGUCGGCGUGUUGGCGUGUUGGCGUAUUGGCGUGGAUGGUGUGUACAGCAAGAAGGAGGAGUCAAUA
Molecule: messenger RNA, 5608 nt
Organism: Nerophis lumbriciformis (worm pipefish)
Lineage: Eukaryota; Metazoa; Chordata; Actinopteri; Syngnathiformes; Syngnathidae
Source: RefSeq, a predicted model, not a curated record